UUGCUGAAUUUGCAAAAAUUUUGUCGACAUCAGCAAAAAAUGUAAUCUGAUACCAAAAAAUGCUGAUUUUGCACAAAAUGUAAUCUGAUACCAAAAAUGCUGACUUUGCACAAAAUGUAAUCCGAUAUCAAAAAAAUGCUGAUUUUGCAAAAAUUUUGCAAAUUUGCAGCAAGUGUUAUCUGAUGCCUGUGCGAACAAACGUAGGUAUAUUUGAUUUUGUAUCCCUUUAUCAGCGGAAAUGUGUAUAGUGUUACAAAAGACGAAUGCUCAUAUCUUUAUUUCAUUUAAUAUCACAACAGGGUAAAUCCCCUAUCGGAAAUAUUGGGAAUCCCCUAAUUUCAUUGCUAUUUUUAGUUCAUGAUGUCAUGGUUAUUUUAAGUUCAUGAGGUCACUGUUAUUUUUAGAUCAUGAUGCAAUAUUUAAUCAGUAUAAAUAUGAGGGUGAAAGCGUGAAUUUUAACAGUCUUCAGACAAUCUUCAUACAGUGAAAAUACAAGUUGUGAUUAAUUCAUAUAAUUAUUGUUAACAGUUUUUGUGCUUCCUCGUAUAGUAAAAAUACAAGUUGUGGAUAAUUCAUAGGUAUAAUUAUUGUGACAAAAGUGAAAAAACGUAGGUAUGUCUGACACAGUGAGCUCUUUAGCUAAACGUUCUAUAAAUUUAAUUCGUGAAUACAUUAGUAAAAUUAAAACUUUAGAUGAAAUUAAUUCGUUUUCGAAAUAUAUUAACAGAAGUGUUAAAAUAGUUAGCAAAGCUUUGAUCAAUAAAAUUCAUGAAACAAACAUUCAUGAAAAUCCACAUUCUUUGGAAGCCAGUCUUGCUCAUUUGAAAUACUAUCGACUCAAAUUAAAAAAAAAUAAAAAAGACUUACUCCACAAUAAAAGCAGUAAAGUUGGUCAGGGAUUAUCAAAUGUACCGAAAAAGACAUUUGGUCAAAAGGUUUUAUGGGAGGAUUUAAAUUCUUGUUUUAAAGGAAGAAUUCGUUCAGGUUUUAUUUCAAAUAUUCAUAUAAAAGAUCCAGCAAUAUUUUUAACACGAGCAUAUAAAAGUUUUGUAUUAAAAAUUAAAAAAGAAUUAGCAAAGUCAAUGCUUAAAGUAAAUGUUGUGUUUUCAGGUAACUUCAUACAACCAUCUACGUUGGAAAUAGAUUUAAAAACAUUUGCAACUAGAAAUAAUCAUAUAGAUUCAACAACUAAUAUUAGAGAAUGGUAUCAUGAAAAUGUAGUUAGUGUAAUAUUAAAUAAAUUAGAAUCAUUUGCUGAAAAAGAUAGUGGUUGGGCGUUAUAUGAAAUUUUGGGAUUAAAGGUAAAUAUUAAUCAAUAUGAUCCAAUAAAAUUUGGAAAUAAUUCAAGUUUUGUGGAAGUACCGAACUUUAUUAAAAAAAAACGUUGUAUAAUAAAUGUACAAAAUAAUGAUCAAUUUUGUUUUCUUUGGUCAGUUGUGUCUGCAUUAUAUCCUGUAAAAAAUAAUCCCCACAGAACAUCAUCAUAUCCAAAUUUUGAAAACGUUUUAAGGUAUGAUAAUAUAAGUUUUCCAAUAACAAUUAGAGAUAUUGAAAAAUUUGAAAUAAUGAACAAUUUAUCAAUUAAUUUAUAUUGUAUUGAAGCAAAAAAUAAAAUAUUUCCGGCACGUUUAAGCACUUAUAAUAAAAAUAAUGAUAAGAAUAUUCCUACAAUCAAUUUACUCAUGCUACCAACAAAUAAUAUGGAUGAAGAAGAAACGCAUCAUAAUAAAAAAUUAUAUUACCAUUUUGUAUGGAUUAAACAUUUAUCUCGCCUUUUAUCACAUCAGUUGUCUACUCAUGAACAUAAAACAUUUAUUUGUGAACGAUGUUUAAAUUAUUUUACAACCGAAGACAUUCUAACCAAACAUAAAAUUCACUGUCAAAAGCUUAAUCAGUAUUCAGUGUCAUUACCACGCGAUACAUCUUUGAAAUUUAAAAAUCAUCUUUAUAAGGAAAAAGUGUCAUUUGUAAUUUAUGCUGAUCUCGAAAGUAUUUUGGUAAAAUGUUCUCAAAUUGAUAAUAAUAUUCACAGUAAAACUAUCCCUUACCAAAAACAUAUUGCUUGUAGUAUAGCUUAUUACUUAAAGUGUUCAUAUGAUGACUCACUUUCAAAAUUUCAAUUAUAUCGUAAUCAAGAUUGUAUUCAGUGGUUUGUUAAGGAACUAAAAGACAUUGCCGAACAAUGUGAUAAAAUAUUUAAAAAUAAAUUACCCAUGGAAAAACUUAGCUACGAUCAAGAACGUUCAUAUAAAGAGUCCAAUAUUUGUCACAUUUGUAAUAAAACUAUUGAAUCAGAUCAAAUUAAAGUUCGAGAUCAUAAUCAUUUAACGGGAAAAUUUAGAGGACCGGCUCAUCAACGAUGUAAUUUAAAUUAUCAAGAUUCAUAUACCAUUCCUGUUGUGUUCCAUAAUUUGAGUGGAUAUGAUGCUCAUUUUAUUAUUAAAGAACUGUCAACAGCUUUUGCCGGUAAUAUUAAAUUACUACCAAUAAAUAAAGAAAAAUAUAUAUCAUUUUCCAAAUCUGUGGGAGGUACUAAUGUCACUUUUCGAUUUAUAGAUUCGUUUCGUUUUAUGUCUAAGAGUCUUGAUCAACUUUCAUCAAACUUAAAAGCUGAACAAAAAAUAAUAACACGAAAAUUCUGUAAAACAAAUGAAGAAUUUAAUUUAUUAAUAAAAAAAGGGGUAUUUCCAUAUGACUAUGUUGACAGCUGGGAUAAACUCAAUGAAACAAUAUUACCAUCAAAAAAAGAUUUUUAUAGUACAAUGCAUGAAUCUAAUAUAUCUGAAGAUAGUUAUAAACAUGCAGAAACUGUGUGGCAGACAUUUAAAAUUCAAACAUUGGGAGAAUAUAGUGAUUUAUAUCUACGUACUGAUGUUAUUUUGUUGGCUGAUGUUUUCGAAACUUUUCGAGAAACAUGUUUAAAUACUUAUAAAUUAGAUCCACUUCAUUACUUCACUCUUCCAGGAUUAACUUUCGAUGCUAUGCUGAAAUCUACUGGAAUAUGUUUAGAGCUAUUAAGUGAUAUAGAUAUGAUAAUGUUUAUUGAACGGGGUAUUAGAGGAGGUGUUUCACAGUGUAGUAAUAGAUACGCAAAAGCCAAUAAUCAUUACAUGAAAGAUGGAUAUAAUUCAAAUGAAGAACUUUCAUAUCUCAUGUAUUUUGAUGUCAACAAUCUCUAUGGUGCCGCAAUGUCUCAAUAUUUACCUUAUGGUAACUUUAGAUUUUUAGAAGACUUUAACAUUACAGAAAUUUUAAAUACAUCAGAUACUUCCAACGAUGGUUAUAUAAUUGAAUGUGAUUUAGAAUAUCCAACUCCUUUACAUGAUUUACACAGUGACCUACCUUUAGCACCACAACAUUUAAAACCACCAAAUUCCAAAUCAAAAUUAGAAAAAUUGCUUUUAACAUUGUUUCCAAAAAUUAAUUAUAUAGUCCAUUAUCGCAAUUUAAAAAUGUAUUUAAGACUUGGUUUAAAAAUUACUAAAGUACAUCGCGUCCUAACAUUUAAUCAGAGCCCAUGGCUUAAGGAAUAUAUAGAUUUAAAUACACGCUUAAGACAGCAGUCACAAAACGAAUUUGAAAAAGAUUUUUUUAAACUAAUGAUUAAUGCUAUAUAUGGUAAGUGCAUGGAAAAUGUACGUAAACAUAAAGACAUUAGAAUUGUAACUAGGUGGGAUGGUAGGUACGGUAUGCGCGAUUUAAUUUCAAAACCCAAUUUUCAUAGUUCUGUUAUAUUUGAAGAAGACAUGUCGAUAGUUGAAAUGAAUAAAUUAAAUGUGGUACUAAAUAAACCAAUUUAUGUAGGUUUUUGUAUUUUAGAUAUUUCAAAAAUAUUUAUUUACGAAUUUCAUUAUGACUAUAUUAAAAAUAAGUUUGGUAAUAAUGCAAAAUUGUUGUACACAGACACCGAUAGUUUAAUAUAUCAUUUUAAGACAGAAGAUAUUUAUAAAAAUAUUAAGGAAGAUAUUCAUCGCUUUGAUACUUCCGAUUAUAAACUUGAUAAUAAAUUUAAUAUUGAAUUAAAAAAUAAGAAAUGUCCAGGGCUCAUGAAAGAUGAAAAUCAUGGCAAAAUUAUGCUUGAAUUUGUUGGGCUUCGAUCUAAAAUGUAUUCCUAUACAGUUGAUUCAGACACUGAAGAUGAAGAGCAUGAUUAUGAUGAAGUAGGUCCAGCUAUAAAACGUAAAAAAUUUGUGAAAAAGUCGAAAGGGUGCACAAAAUCUUCAAUAAAACAUAUUACAUUUAAUGAUUAUAAAAAAUGUUUAUUCGAUUUAGAUAUAUUUCGUAGCACGCAAAGACUCAUUCGAUCUAAAAAACACUCUGUGUAUUCUAUAAAACAAGAAAAAGUGGUCUUAAGUCCAUAUGAUGAUAAACGCAUAUUAUUAAGAAAUACUACGGAUACAAGACCUUGGGGAUAUGCUAUUAAUCUAACGUGAAAUAUAGAGGAGCGGUAUAUGAAACAAAUUCUUAAAAAAAAAAAUUAAUAAAUAAAUAAUGAAACGAUACAUAAAUUUACUACUUGGUAAUCCAAUGUGAAAUAAAGGAAAGUGAUCAUACGAAGAAAAAGAAGUUGUAGCAAGAUGGAACAUCAACAGUGUCAGGAAGAAGAAUCAACAGAAAACUUAUUUAUUAAAAAUCGAUGUUUUCAUAUUGAAUAUGAAGAAUAUGAAGCAUAUCGACAUGUGCAGGAGAUCAACCUUUACAAAUCAAUAAAAAAGUAUCACAAAGAACAACCUAUGGUAAGAUGGCUUCUUAAAAAAUCAAACUGCAUAAUUUCAGACAACGCUUGGCUGUGGUUUGCACGAGCAUAUGAAGUACCUCGACUGAUCGAUCUAUAUUUGCUAGUGGAGAAAAAACUAGAGAUGGAUAAGUAUAUUAAGGAAUUAAUGAAUCUUUUACAGCAAACAAAUCGAAUAUACAUUAAUUUCAAUGAGAUGGAUAACAUUCUAACAAAACAAACUAAACAGUUUAAAUUUUAUUUUUUUGAAUUGUUAAGAAAUAGUUCAGAUUCUUUGGCAGAUGAUGAACUUUCAAAAUAUUAUCUUGUUGAAAACAUUAAAAAUAAUUAUAAAACUAUAAAUGAAUGUAUUAAUACAUUUGUUUGUGAAGCUGCUUAUUUAGCUAAUUAUAAACCAUUAAGAUCAUUUUUUGGAACUUUGUUUCUGUUUGAUUUAUCUUUUAAGUUUAAUCCAUUGGAGAAUCAAAGACAUCAGGACAUUUUGGAUUGGUUAAAGAAAAACAUUAGAAAGGGUGAGGAAAAUCCUGAAGCACAUCUUGGCUGGACUACUGGAGCAGAUUCAGCACGUUGGCCUUCCAUGAAAUUGACAGAUUACAAAGAUACCUACGAUUUGUUAUGUAUACUUACGUAACCUGUAUAAUGUACUGCAGUUUUGUGAAAUAAAACAAUGUAUAAGUUU
Molecule: messenger RNA, 5414 nt
Organism: Tribolium castaneum (red flour beetle)
Lineage: Eukaryota; Metazoa; Arthropoda; Insecta; Coleoptera; Tenebrionidae
Exons: 2
Coding region: 615-4433 (1272 amino acids)
Source: RefSeq, a predicted model, not a curated record